AUGGCAGACCCAGGUUAUUACCACAGUGAUUAUAUUCGACACCCUGUCCUCUAUGAGCUGGGUGUCAAGUAUGGAAUUAAGACGGAAUGUAUUCCAGAAAUAGCCUUGCCGUCUAAGUUGGAAGAGCUCAAGGAUGUCAUACGUAAAGAGAUACGUAAAGAACUCAAAAUAAAAGAAGGUGCCGAAAAAUUACGUGAAGUGGCUACUGAUAGAAGAUCAUUGUCUGAUGUAGCGAAUCUUGUUAAAAAAGCCAAUUUGAAACUGAACGAGCUUAAAUCUGACCUACAGGAAUUAGAAUCGCAGCUUCUUUUGUCACGCGGUCAAUCGACUCCAACCUCACCAGAGGAUUUGUCUUAUGAUGAAGAAAUUAUUUUGGCUUCUGAAGCUGCACAGCAGCAGCGUCAACUGGGCGAGGGAACUACAGACCGUAAGUUGGCAUCGUUGGAAAAACAGUUAAAUAUUGAACAGAAAGUAAAACAAGGCGCUGAAAACAUGAUUCAGAGUAUAAGCAGCAGUAACCAAUCUCGAGAUAAGAAGCUUCUCGCUGAAGCGCAUCAAAUGCUGGCAGAUUCAAAGGAUAAAAUUGAAUAUCUAAAAUUACGUAUCUCUAAAUUAAGCAAGCAACAAAAAGGUGAUAAUGCAGGAACUAAUGGAGAUGGUAGAGGUACAGACAUAAGUGGUGUUGAUCCUUUACUUGAUGAAAGAAUUGCAGAACUCAGAAAUCGUCUUCGCAUUGAAGCAGCUGUAGUUGAAGGAUCUAAAAAUGCUAUAAGACUAUUACAAAGUGAUAAAAAAGUAACUGACAAGAAAGCAUUACAAGAAGCUCAAUCAAGUCUACUUGAGUCAACUCAGAAACUAGAUUUGUUACGCAAGUCUUUAGACAUGCGUCGCCAAGAACUUCCUGCCGAAAGUGCUGCAUUUAUAGAGUUAGGGCAUGAAUUGAGAAGCACAGGUUCUAGCCCUGGAUAUGUUAGUUUAACUGGGGCUAGUGGACCUAGAAAUUUGUUUGUUUCACCUGCUCCAAUGAUUAUUCCUUGUGUUCAAGUUACUGGAACCUUAGAAGUUAGACUCAUGGGUUGUCAAGAUCUUUUAGAUGAUGUCCCUGGACGUAGCCGUAGGGAUCCUCUUGCAAGCCCUUCUGAUUUAAAAUCUUUUGUCAAAGGAGUUACUAUUCGUAAUUCUAUGAAAUAUACCUACAGCAUUAAAGAUGAUACAAGCAAUGAAAUUAUGGCAGUUAUGAAAUUGGACAAUCAUACUGUAGCUCAAACAAGUUGGAGACCUUGCUCUCAGCAGGCUUGGGAUCAAAGAUUCACUAUCAAGUUGGAUAAAUCUAGAGAACUCGAAAUUGGUAUUCAUUGGAAAGAUUGGCGCGGCUUAUGCGCUGUAAAAUUCCUAAGAUUAGAAGAAUUUAUAGAUGACAUUCGACAUGGUAUGGCCCUGGAGCUGGAACCUCAGGGUCUUUUAUUUGCUGAAAUAAAAUUCUUGAACCCAAUAAUAUCCAGAAAACCUAAACUUCAGCGUCAACGUAAAAUUUUCAAACAACAAGGAAAAAAUAUUCCUCGCCCACCAUAUGGAGAGAUGCACAUACCUGCUGUUGUUCUUGGUAGACUUUUAAAGCGUUCGUCGCCCUCUAUUCAAAAUAUUCAAAGUGCACAUAUUCAAUCUCAACAACACCACUUUGAGCCUGACAAUAAAGAUGUUGAAAAUCCUCAUGCUACGCUAAUAGGAAUGGCUGGUGUCCGGCCAUUGGGUUUACCAUCUGCCCCUCCUCCACCAGUGCCAACAAUCCCACCGCAAAAGCCUACAUUGCCUAUUCAUCCACCACCUAAUGUUUCCACACUAAGAAUGGAAAAGGAAUUGCAAGAGGCAUUUGCAUUUUUGGAAGACUCUUAUACCAGGGACAGUUACAUUGCAAAAGAGCCUCAGUCCUCUUCAUGUAACACUCCACUUGUGGAAUAUCCACCGUCUCCAUCCCCUAAAUUAGUAUUAGAGUUUCCCAGCAAUGAAGACCAGAUAGUAGAGAUUACAAGUAAUAUGAGAAUUUCGUCAUCACGAUCUUCUUCUGUCAUAGAAACAUUAGGUAAGGAAACAGAUUCUAGAAGACAAUCAGGAGAAAUGUCUAUGGACAGUUUCAGACUAUUGAGUGUAUUAGGACGAGGACAUUUUGGUAAAGUAAUCCUUGCACAAUAUAGAUCCACAAAUGAAUAUUUUGCGAUAAAAGCUUUAAAGAAAGGUGAUAUAAUUGCUAGAGAUGAAGUUGACUCACUCUUAUCAGAAAAACGUAUAUUUGAGGUAGCUAAUGCUAUAAGGCACCCAUUUUUGGUCAAUUUAUUUGCAUGUUUCCAAACUGACCAACAUGUUUGUUUUGUUAUGGAGUAUGCAGCAGGAGGUGAUCUUAUGAUGCAUAUACAUGCAGAUGUGUUCACUGAACCGAGGGCAGUAUUUUAUGCAGCUUGUGUAGUAUUAGGUUUACAGUAUUUACAUGAAAAUAACAUUAUUUAUAGAGAUUUAAAGCUAGAUAACUUACUCCUUGAUACUGAAGGUUAUGUGAAAAUAGCCGAUUUCGGACUUUGUAAAGAGGGAAUGGGUUGGGGUGACCGGACUGGCACUUUUUGUGGUACACCAGAGUUUCUUGCCCCAGAAGUACUAACAGAAACCUCGUACACUAGAGCAGUUGACUGGUGGGGCCUUGGAGUUUUAAUAUUUGAAAUGCUUGUUGGAGAAUCUCCUUUCCCUGGUGAAGAUGAAGGUGAAGUUUUUGAUUCAAUUGUCAAUGAUGAAGUCCGUUACCCUAGGACUUUAUCUCUAGAAUCCAUUGCAUUGAUGCGUCGCUUAUUGAGAAAAAAUCCUGAAAGACGUUUAGGUUCUUCAGAAAGAGAUGCAGAAGAUGUUAAGAAACAAGCAUUCUUCCGUAAUGUUGAUUGGGAACAAUUACUGCUUCGUAAGGUCAAGCCACCAUUUGUACCAACAAUUAAUAAUUUGGAAGAUGUUAGUAACUUUGACAGUGAAUUUACUUCUGAAGCUGCAGUACUGACACCACCUAAAGAGCCUCGUCCACUUAGUAACGCAGAUCACAAAUUAUUUACUGAUUUUACAUACAUGGCAGAUUGGUGC
This is a messenger RNA of Brenthis ino (lesser marbled fritillary), 3114 nucleotides long. The record is from the annotation of a GenBank genome assembly. Lineage: Eukaryota; Metazoa; Arthropoda; Insecta; Lepidoptera; Nymphalidae.